Molecule: messenger RNA, 2579 nt
Organism: Truncatella angustata
Lineage: Eukaryota; Fungi; Ascomycota; Sordariomycetes; Amphisphaeriales; Sporocadaceae
Exons: 4
Coding region: 315-2249 (644 amino acids)
Biological process (GO): L-leucine biosynthetic process
Cellular component (GO): mitochondrion
Molecular function (GO): 2-isopropylmalate synthase activity
Source: RefSeq, a predicted model, not a curated record
GGCAUGACGAGAGUUGCUCUGGAUCAUGACUCUUCUGACUCAUUGACCUUGUUCCUUGACUAACAUCUGAGCAUAUCUGAUAUUUCACACGAUUGAAUAUUUCCAGUGCCACUGCCAAUUCCUGAUCUUGCAAGUACAAACAAGUAAAGUGUUUCUUGUUUCCUAGGCUCUCAGAAACGCUACCGACCACCCCGCCAUCCGUUAUAGCUGCUGCAACUCGCCAAAAAAAAAAAAAAAAAAAAAAAAAAAAAAAAGGGAAAGGAACCUUAAAAAAAAACCCAUUAUACAGUGAGAAGAAACCAAGACCUUUGGCCAUGCCUAUGCUUCAAGAUCCCUCCAAGAAGUACAGGAAGUUUCAACCUCUGAAUCUUCCUAACCGGCAAUGGCCGUCUAAGACCAUUGACAAGCCGCCUCGAUGGCUGGCAACCGACUUGCGAGACGGCAACCAGAGCUUGGUUGACCCUAUGAAUGGCGACGAGAAGUGGAAGUACUUCAAGAUGCUGGUGGAUCUGGGCUACAAGGAGAUCGAGGUGUCCUUCCCGUCUGCGUCGCAAACCGACUUCGACUUCACGAGAAAAUUGAUCGAGACUCCGGGUGUAGUACCUGAUGACGUCUGGAUCCAAGUCCUCUCUCCGUGCCGUGAAGAGUUCAUCAAGCGAACAGUCGACUCCCUCAAGGGCUCCAAGAAGGCCCUCCUACAUAUCUACCUCGCCACGAGCGAAUGCUUCCGAAGGAUAAUAUUCGGCCAUAGCGAGGAGGAGAGUCUUGAAGUGGCAGUCAGGUGCACCAAGUACGCAAGAUCAAUCACCAAAGAUGACCCGUCGCAAGCUGGCACGGAAUGGGCUUUCGAGUUCAGCCCGGAAACCUUCUCAGACACAAGUCCCGAUUUUGCCAUCAAGGUGUGCGAAGCAGUCAAGGCUGCCUGGGAACCUACCGUGGAAAACCCCAUCAUUUUCAACCUUCCCGCCACUGUCGAGAUGUCGACACCAAAUGUCUACGCCGAUCAAAUUGAGUACUUCUGCACAAACAUAUCCGAGCGCGAGAAGAUUUGUGUUUCUCUCCACCCGCACAACGACCGAGGAUGCGCCGUUGCUGCUGCCGAACUGGCCCAGAUGGCUGGCGCAGACAGAGUAGAGGGAUGUCUCUUUGGUAAUGGCGAGCGAACCGGCAAUGUCGAUUUGGUCACUCUUGCAUUGAACCUUUACACUCAGGGCAUUAACCCAAAUAUCGAUUUCUCUGACUUGGGCAGGGUUAUCGACACUGUCGAGGUUUGCAACAAGAUCCCUGUACACCCACGAGCACCAUACGGAGGUUCUCUUGUUGUUUGUGCCUUCAGCGGCUCUCACCAAGAUGCUAUCAAGAAGGGCUUCAACAUCCGCAAGCAGAAGCGUCUCGAUGCCGACGCCGAAUGGGAAAUUCCUUAUCUUCCUCUCGAUCCGCAAGACAUCGGCCGCACCUAUGAAGCCGUCAUCCGUGUCAACUCGCAAAGUGGAAAGGGCGGCGCUGCCUGGAUCAUUCUCCGCAAACUCGAGCUGGACCUACCUCGCGGCUUACAGGUGGCAUUCAGCAGAGUUGUCCAGAAGCGUGCCGAUGAGCUCAAGAGAGAACUUUUGUCUGAUGAGAUCACGAAUCUCUUUGAGGAGACCUACUACUUGAGAGACCACCCGCGCUUCAACAUUAUUGACUACUCCAUCUCAAUCGACCGAUCAGCGUCACCUGUGCCUCCGGCUGUCGGUAAGACACAAGAUACCAAGAAUCUUGGUCGUGUGUUUGACGGUGUCGUUGCCAUUGACGGCAAGGAGUACAAGCUGCAGGGCCGUGGAAAUGGACCCAUCUCCUCUUUGGCUAACGCCCUCAAGGGGGUUGGCAUCAAUCUGGAUGUAGUUGAUUACAGAGAACACUCUCUUAGUACUGGUAGUGAUGUCAAGGCUGCGACCUACAUAGAAUGUACCGCAGCGGGUACCAACCAGAAGGUGUGGGGUGUCGGCAUCCACGAGGAUGUUGUACAAAGCUCCCUUAUCGCUCUCCUGAGUGCAGCCAGCAACUUUGUCCUAAGCAGACCUGGUAGUCCUAUCACAACCAAAGCCUUGCCCCAGCGAAGUCUUAGCCGAGAGCUGGACCUCAACGGGAACCUGACGGUUCCGACUGGCUCCCAUGGUACUAAUGGUACUAGUGGUCCCAUUGAGGUCGAAGGUGGUGCCCCUUCUGAGGUUGUCCAGAACUUGGAAGCCAAGGUGAAUGGUAUGUAGAUACUUUUUUGACAUGAGGUGAGGUCCUCAACUUGAUGUGGAAGACACUUUGGUUACUCGUUAGGGCGCAAAACAUUGGCAUGCCACGAUGAAAAGUAUUUUUUUUUGGUAGCGACGCCUGUUUUUGGGAUUAGCUCUUCUAAAAAUCAGUUUUUUUUUCAUCUCCCCCCCCCCCAAAAGAAAAAGGAGAAAGAGAAGGAAAAAAGUCGUGAUAGUGGGGAAAGUAGAGGCCCAAUUGCGACGCAAUGUUAUACCCCCUCUAGUCGAAGUGCUGUAAGCCUUACUCGAACGUGAUAGUUAUGAAAUGAAUUGGAACCAAAUGCAUAAAAG